Conger conger (European conger) is the source of this 4939-nucleotide messenger RNA. It is a transcript of the gene pgm2, whose product is annotated as phosphoglucomutase 2. Gene Ontology annotation, molecular function: phosphopentomutase activity; magnesium ion binding. Gene Ontology annotation, biological process: carbohydrate metabolic process; purine ribonucleoside salvage. Lineage: Eukaryota; Metazoa; Chordata; Actinopteri; Anguilliformes; Congridae. The record is from RefSeq and is a predicted model, not a curated record. Bases 457 to 2184 code for a protein of 575 amino acids. The transcript has 13 exons.
GGCAAGCUAGCUGUCAUGUUAGCAGCUUAGCUGACUGGCUAGCCAAUAUUCAAAGACAAUAUGCCCUAUUUAACGUUCAUAGCUGCACGAAUUCAUAAAUCGCAAGUGACAUUGCGAUGAAAUGUAAAUCCAGCUGGCUCGCCAUCUUCUAGAAGCUGUUACAUUGUUACGAAGCACGUUGACGUGCGUGCUACCUUUUGGCUAGUGAUUGGGAUUUGUUAUUGACAUUAAUUAGAACUACAACUGUGCAGCUGCGUAUCAAGGUGUUUGGUAAUGUGUAGGUUACUCCGAAAUAUUGUUUACAUAUGUUCGCAAUUCGCUAUCUGAUGUAUGUAACGUAGACACACCGUAUUCCGAACGCCAAAUUAGCUCACGAUGUUACGAACAGGAAAGUAGGAGGAAGGUUCUGCGUCUGAUGUACCGCAGAACCCGAAGACCCUGGCGGCCGUGCGGGAGAUGGUGAAAGAGGGGUCUGUGGAGGAGCUACAGAGGUGUUUCGGGGCGCGGAUGGAGUUUGGGACGGCAGGGCUGAGGGCCGCCAUGGGCCCAGGGAUCUCUUGCAUGAACGACCUGACCAUCAUUCAGACCACGCAGGGGCUGUGCAGGUACCUGGAGCAGUGCUUCUCGGACGUGAAGGAGAGAGGGGUGGUGAUCGGGUUCGACGCGCGAGCACACCCUGUCAGCGGGGGCAGCAGUAAGCGGUUUGCCGCUCUCGCCACCGCCGUUCUCAUCAGCCACGGAGUCCCUGUGUACCUCUUCGGUGACAUCACUCCCACACCUUUUGUGCCCUUCACAGUGUCCCAGCUCAAGCUGUGUGCCGGGAUCAUGGUGACAGCAUCUCACAACCCCAAACAGGACAACGGCUACAAGGUGUACUGGGACAAUGCCGCCCAGAUCAUCCCGCCUCAUGACAAGGGCAUCGCCAGCGCCAUCGAGGAGAACCUGGAGCCCUGGCCCCAGUCCUGGCAGGAGCAGCUGGUGCGGGACAGCCCCCUGGUGAAAGACCCCCUCCAGGACAUCCACAGGGAAUACUUCAAGGCCAUUCAGGAAGUCUGCUUCAACAGGAGCCUUAACAAGAGUUCAAAGGUCAAGUUCGUCCACACGUCUGUCCAUGGGGUGGGACACGCAUUUGUCCAGUCAGCAUUUGAGGCCUUUGACCUGCGUCCCCCCUUCGCUGUCCCAGAGCAGAAGGACCCCGACCCUGAGUUCCCAACCGUGAAGUACCCCAACCCCGAGGAAGGAGAGGGGGUGCUGACGUUGUCCUUUGCUCUGGCUGAAAAAGAAGGGGCAGCAGUGGUGUUGGCCAACGACCCUGACGCUGACCGCCUGGCAGUGGCGGAGAAACAGCAGAGUGGCCAAUGGCAGGUGUUCUCGGGAAACGAGCUGGGCGCUCUGCUGGGGUGGUGGCUGUUCCGCUGCUGGAGGCAGAAGUCUCCAGAACCCGCCAAGGUGAAGGAAGUCUACAUGCUGGCCAGCACCGUGUCGUCCAAGAUCCUCCGUGCCAUUGCACUCAAGCAAGGCUUCCACUUUGAGGAAACCUUGACCGGCUUCAAAUGGAUGGGGAACCGGGCCAAGCAGCUGCUGGACCAGGGCAAGACGGUGCUGUUUGCUUUCGAGGAGGCCAUAGGCUACAUGUGCUGUCCCGCGGUCCUGGACAAAGACGGGGUCAGUGCAGCAGCCAUCGCGGCCGAGUUAACCACCUACAUCACCAAGGAGGGCAGCACUCUGUCCCAGCAGCUCAAGGCCAUCUACGAUGAGUAUGGCUAUCACAUCACCAAGAACUCCUACUUCAUCUGCCAUGACCAGGACACCAUCCGGCAGCUAUUUGAGCGGCUACGCAACUUCACUGGGCAGAACACCUACCCCAAGCAGUGCGGAGGCUUCACUGUGUCGGGCGUGAGAGACCUCACAACCGGCUACGACAGCGACCAAACCGACAACAAAGCUAUUCUCCCCACCAGUAAGAGCAGUCAGAUGAUCACCUUCACCUUCUCAAACGGGGGCGUGGCCACCAUGAGGACCAGUGGCACAGAGCCGAAGAUAAAGUAUUACACCGAGCUGUGUGCUGCACCUGGGAACAGUGACUUGAAACAGUUGAAGAUGGAGCUGGAUGACUUGGUGGACGCCAUUGUGGAGCAUUUCUUCGAGCCGGAGAAAAACAACCUGAAACCCAGGCCAGAGUGACACAGCCCGUGUGUUAGUGUAGAGUCUGUGUUACAGGAUUGACCAGCAGUGAUGAUUUCAUCAUUCAAAUUUAUUUUUUAAAAGUUGAAAUUGUUUUUCUUGAACUACUGCUUAAAAAAUAUCUACCUGAGACCUUACAUAAUGCAGCUAUCCUUCGUAAUAGGCAUAAUUGCAGUUGUUGUAAAUGUAAUGCCAAAUUCCUUGUAAAUUCCAAUUCCAACUCAUUUUGGGGAACUGGAUUUAUCUGGUGUAUGACUGUUUUCAGUUAAUAACAAAAGCUGCCUUCUUCAAGUGAAACAAGGGAAUUCAUCUCUCUGCUUUCGUUGCCUUCGUGAGGGCCACAGGAACUACUUUACUGUGAUUCUUCUCACAAAUAGGAGACUUCCUUUUCAUUUAUCUGUUCUAGGUGUAGGUUUCCAGUCAGUCAUAGCCAGUAAGCCAGCAGCAACGUGCUUAUGGUUAUUUUCCACCCAAAACGCAUCUUCGGUCUUCCAGAUCAUUUCAGAGGUUCAUACUUCAAUUAUCAUUGACUUGAAAAUAUAAAUUCUGACAAAAAGUGUCAGCUCAUUUACAUACUCUUGUCAUUUCCACCAUCAUGAAUAAUUUGAACAUUUUUGUAGCAGUCUAUAAUCUGAACCAACUAAGUUCGGAUGACUCUGGAUGACUUAUAAGACAUGUUGGAAGAUUGUUUUGAGGCAGUUUUUUUAUCACCAAUUCACUUUACCAUACACAUGGUGUAAUCAUUCAAAAAGUGGUAUUAUCCUGAAAGUUGAAUAGUUGAGGGAUGAUUUGCAGCAGUAAACAGAAAAGGUAAAUAUGACUGAAAAUUAGAUUUUUUUCAGUGGAACAGAACCUUAAUGUCUAUCCAAUACAGCUCUCUCCCUCCAGCAUGUUCUGGAUUGAGAGAGGUGGUUUAAUUUUACAUUAGAUUUUGUGUAAAGCAAAAAAGGAGCCAUAUUUCCUGGUAAAUGUUUUAUACUUUUUCUGUCGACUUAACUGCAAGAUCAAAGAAGAAUUUUAAGAAUGAGAAAUUAACAAUGUGAAACUCCAAAUUGGAGUUUGGAGUUUGCAAAUUCUUGGUAGUGCAUUUGUUGUGUAAGAAUAUUUUUUUUGACAUUUUUAUGUAAACAUAAUGUGCUGUCAGCGCUGUCAGAAUGGAAGCCUAGCUGCUGGGCCCUUCGUAGUAAACUUCACAAUUGAUUUAAACACGUUUUUGUCUUCUGUAGCAACUGUUACACAAAAUUGAGAUUAGUAACACAAACUCAAUCUUAAUUUAUGCAAUAGUUUAAACUGGUAUAUCUAAAGUGUUUAGGCAAAUUUGGAUGCAUUGUUGAAAUGUUCAUGAAAUGUAUGAACCUUUAACAUAAUCAAAUGUAAUUUAUAGUCAAAAGAUUAAUAUGUUUUCAAUUUCUAAAAGAGUAGGCCUAAGUAUUAUUCAACUGAAUUUCCCAUUUUUCUUUUUUUUUUUUUUACCAAUUCUGCCGUUUGAUUACAUUUGACUCAAAUUCAUUUGUGAUGUUCAAGGUAACGCAUAUAAUGGUAAGAUUAGAGUUAUCUUUUUAAGUUAUCUUUCUUUAUACUAGUUGGGGGAUGGGCUGGCAAACUUGUCUCCCCUUUAUCACAGGAUAAAUUAACUAAAUUGGAUCACUGCUGCACGUCUGUAAAUGGCCUAAGGGUGGAGCUCUCCCAUUGUGGUGCUGUUUGAAGUAUAAUUUUUGUCGUUCCAUCUUUAGCAAAUUGUAACUAAAAUGUACCACCCUUCUGUCAGGCUAUUACAAAGUAUAUAAAUACUGAUCAGUAUCUGAUUUGAGAUAUAAUCUUGCUCCUUUUUUCCUUAAAAAUUAAAAAUGUAAUAUGAUGCACAAUAGACUUGAAAUGUUAAUGUUGCAUGUAAUACAUUUCAGCAUGACAGUGUUGUGAUAAAGGGGCCAAAUGUUAAACUCAUGUUACCGAAAUAUAAUGUUUGUAUCCCAGCACAUUGUGCAGUGCUCUUAGUGAAAAUGGCCACACAGCACCAUAUUUCAAAGAUGGCCGCUAUUGUUAUGCUUCACAUGUCCCUUCACUACUUUCACUGGAACCCCUUCUCAGAGCUCCCUUAUUCAUUUUUUAUUUGUAUUGCCCAUUUUAUUCACCAUUAUCCAUACAAGAAUUGGGAGUUUGUGGGAUGGCAACUAAGCUGAGACCAAAGUCUAGUGUUUGCAUUUGUUUAGAUAAAUCCUGCCGUUUAAAACUACUAUAGCUAUAGUAUUUAAUUAUAGCCCUUUGCUACAGUACCAAUAAAUUAAUUUUACAGUUUAAUUUACGGUGUGGGUGGAGGUGGGUAAUGAAAUGUCCCUUAUCAUUAAGUUACAAUAGCAUUCCCAGCUGCAGCUGCAAUUUUGAGAACAAUUUAACGCACCUGUCAGUCCCAGGCCAAAUAUUGUAAUUAGUACAGCUGUAGGACCAAUAUGGCCAGGGUCAUGUAACUGUAGGGCUCAGCUUUGUUAUUUUCAUCAAGAGGUGUGUGUGUGUGUGUGUGUGUGUGUGUGUGUGUGUGUGUGUGUGUGUGUGUGUGUGUGUGUGUGUGUGUGUGUGUGUGUGUGUGUGUGUGUGUGUGUGUGUGUGUGUGUGUUGAAAAAGAGUUUAUCGUCUGUCCACCAGUUUUCUAGCAAUUGCGAUUAAGACCUCAACACCAUAGGUCAUUUUCUUUAGAAAAUAUGCUUCAGGGUUACACUUUCAUGCCUUUUAUGAUUUCAAUAAAGUUCACUGAACUAUU